AACAAGCAAUAUGUCAAAAGACGCAAAUCGAGCUCACUAUAGGAAAAAGGCCAAAGAGUCCAAUUAGAAGAUGAAAGUUUCGAGUUUGAAUUACGUAAAAAAUACCCGCUCUACAAGUUCUAUUUCAGAAGCGUGUGAUACGCGUUUGACGUUUAGCUAAUCUCACGCGUCGGACGGGACUCCUUAUUAUUAUUUACGGUAUCUAACAUUCGAGCGAAAAAUGGCUUUGAAUCAAUUAUUUCAGCCUAAAACUUACAAAAUACAGUCCCGCUGAGCGUUAUUUUGAACUUGACAUCUUCUAAUCUUUGUGCAUUGCAAGCAACUAUGGUCACGCAUCUGAAUGCAUAAGUAACAGAUCAUAUCAACUCAAAAUUACGAUCAGAAUCGAAUCCGCACAUAAUGGGUAGCAGUUUACGUACUUCAGAUCCCAAGCACCUAUUAACAAACAGACCCAAUGCUGUCCCAUUUGUGGUAGAGGCAUAUUAGGCUCCAUGGAGAAACAUCUGGCUGUUCAUGCAGGUGAUCUACCUCACGAAUGUGAUAUCUGCGGCAAGGCUUUAGCAUCGCACAGUGGUCUCAUUACACAUAGGCGUCGUCAUACAGGUGAGAAGCACUACAGAUGUAGCUUCUGCGAUGAAGCGUUUGCCAAGAAUACCGAGCUCAAACAGCACACGUGCGAUACGAAGCGAUGGAAAUGUGACGUUUGCCCUCGAGAGUUCAAUUCAAUCGAAAAAUUAGAUCUGCAUACACCGACACACAGCGGAGAUGUCCCUAGUAGCUGUAAUAUUUGUGGCAAGGAAUUCAAGCGAAGAUACGGCCUGACAAGGCACAUGCAAAUUCAUGCCCGCGAUAAAAAGUUCAAAUGCCAGAUCUGUGACAAAACAUUCUCACAUUCUCAAUUGCUUUCAGAUCAUAAACGAACCCAUUCCGUUGAUCAGUCGCCUAAGAGCAUUAGUAAAACCGAAUCUUUAAAGUCUGAGGGAGAUUUGCAAACUGUAACAAACAAGUGCAGGUUUUGCGGCAAAAAAUUCACCACGAAAUAUCAAUUAUUUCAACACGUUCAGACGAUACAUUUCGACGAACGGACAUUUGAGUGUUCCGUCUGUAGCAAAAAAUUCUUUUCAAAUAAAGCUCGAAACAAACAUUUUCGGUAUCAUACUGGGGAGAACCGGUACAAAUGUGAAAUUUGCACCAAAUCGUUCCCGACACCCGGCUAUCUCGAUCGUCACUCACGUGUCCACACAGGUGAACGUCCGUACAAAUGCGAUAUCUGCGGCAAAGAGUGCACCCAAAAAUCUGGGCUCACCGCUCAUCUACGCAUUCAUACCGGUGAACGGCCAUAUGAAUGCUCUAGCUGUGAUCAAACAUUCGCGUCUUCCAAUACGCUGGAUCGACACAUGAGGGUGCAUACAGGCGAAAGACCAAACGCGUGCGAUAUAUGCGGUAAGGAGCUUAGCACGAACGCUCAUUUGGAGCGGCACAAACGGACACACACAGGCGAGAGACCUUUCAAGUGUGAUGUAUGCGGCAAAGUUUUUGCAAGCAAGUUCAAUUGGAAACGACACAUGGAGCAGCAUCGCAGCGAUAGAUCAUAUGUGUGUGGUGUUUGUGGCACCGAAUUUCCCACAAACGCUGCCCGGACUCAGCAUAUGGCACAGCACGAAAAAACAUUUGCGUGUGAGAUCUGUUGCAAGAUGUAUUUUACGUAUUUAAAUCUCGAGCAACAUAUUAUGCGAGUACACAAGAAAUGAAGUUUUAAAUUUUUUUCGACGGACACGAAAUAGACAAAAUAAACUUAAAGCUUUCGUUUUAUUAUGUGCACUGUGCACUCUCGGCAA
Molecule: messenger RNA, 1838 nt
Organism: Wyeomyia smithii (pitcher-plant mosquito)
Lineage: Eukaryota; Metazoa; Arthropoda; Insecta; Diptera; Culicidae
Product: zinc finger protein 431-like
Exons: 3
Coding region: 492-1751 (419 amino acids)
Biological process (GO): regulation of transcription by RNA polymerase II
Cellular component (GO): nucleus
Molecular function (GO): DNA-binding transcription factor activity, RNA polymerase II-specific; RNA polymerase II cis-regulatory region sequence-specific DNA binding
Source: RefSeq, a predicted model, not a curated record